Molecule: messenger RNA, 975 nt
Organism: Onychostoma macrolepis
Lineage: Eukaryota; Metazoa; Chordata; Actinopteri; Cypriniformes; Cyprinidae
Exons: 1
Coding region: 1-975 (324 amino acids)
Source: RefSeq, a predicted model, not a curated record
AUGAGAAGAGACUCAUUCAUGUUCCUCUGCAGUAAACUUAGACCAUGCCUGGAGCGACAGCGAACUUGCUACAGAGUUGCUCUCACUGUGGAACAAAGAGUUGAAGUUACGCUAUGGAGGCUUGCUACAAAUAUUGAAUAUCGAUCCAUUUCACACUUGUUUGGUAUUGGCCUCUCAACAGCAUGUAUCGUGAUGCAGCAAAUAGUCUCAGCCAUUCUCCAAAUCCUGAAGCCAAAUUUGAUAAAAGUUCCUACAGGAAACAACCUGAGAAAUGUAAUAAACGGCGUCAGAGACAGGUGGGGCUUUCCCCAAUGCGCUGGGGCUAUAGAUGGCACACAUGUGCCUAUCAUAGCCCCACAUCUUAACAAGUCUGAUUUCUACAACAGAAAAGGCUACUAUUCCAUAAUUCUGCAGGGUGUUGUGGACCACAAAUUGAUGUUUUGGGACAUCAAUGUCGGGUGGCCUGGGAAGGUCCAUGAUGCAAGGGUGUUUGGGAAUUCCUCCAUCUUCCAGAAAGGUCAAUCAGGCAGACUUUUCCCACCAUGGACAGAGGACUUUCAAGGUGUUUCUGUCCCUAUAUGCAUUGUAGCAGAUGCUGCAUACCCACUCCUACCAUGGCUUCAGAAACCAUUUCCUGAAACACCAGGAAUUACACAAGACCAGCGUCUGUACAAUUACAGACUGAGCAGAGCCAGGAUGUGUGCAGAGAGAGCUUUUGGCAGGCUAAAAGCCAGAUGGCGUUGCCUACUUAAGAGAAACGAUCACAACAUCAGCAAGAUCAACAAAGUUGUGGCAGCUUGUUGUACACUUCAUAAUUACUGUGAGAGCAGAGGUGAAAUGCUGGAGUCUGACCUACUGGAAAAUUUGGAAGAUGAAGUGGACAGCGAAAUAGGUGAAGGAGAGCUGCCAAUCUCUGAUCAUGUCACUGGUCAAGAUAUUCGCAGAGCUUUAACAACACAUUUCAGACAAAUUUAA